UUUUGACACACACUUCUUGCCUGCUGGCAUGAAAUCGACAACCAGAGCCCGCCGCAGGUUUCUUUGAUUUUAGUGCUCUUCUUCUACCGCUCGUUACUCUUUCGUUUCAGCACUCUCGUUUGUUCUGUUGGUAGACGCAGCUAUACAACCGCGCGCGAGGGCGCGUCGCUCUUCGCGCCGGUCCACUGACUUUACGGCCUUGUGAUCGAUGCUCGAUUAGUCUGGUUGCAUACAGCAAGCUUUUGCCGUAGCUACUUCUUAGUCUCUGCCCUCGCGUAUUUUGAGCGUAUCGAGGAUCACGACAUGGAGCCCUCGAGCUCGCGCGAGCCACCAUGGGCAGAGCAUGAAAAGGUAUAUUUACUUGCUGAAGUACUAAAAGCGGCCCCCGUACCAUCUCACGUUCUCUUUCAAUUUAUACGCGACGCCAACAUCCAGCCACGAUGGAACGACAUGGCUUUACCUCCUGGCCGAUCGGUUCGCUCUAGCCAGAUGGCAUUUGACAGUCUCGCAACCAACUUCGUCGCGCCUGGACAAGAUUACCGACGCCCCCAGCUACCUGCCCCAAUGGUAUAUCCUGCGCCCGAUCUCUCGAGAAAACGACCCCAUCAGCAAGAAGCCUCCACGCCUAUUGGCCGCCUACUACAACCUCGACCCCCUCAUUCCUACCCUGGAGAUUUUAUGCCUGCCGGCCCUACCUACACAUCUACUAUAAACCCAUCUGGCGAACCAGCGAACAAAAAGAAGCGCGGAAGACCUACAAAAGCGGAGGCGCAACAGAGAGCGCAAGAGGCUGCUGCGAGGGGUGAGGUGUACCCACCACCAAGGAGGGGGAGACAAUCCAUCACGGCACCACCUGAACCGUCACCACUCGGACCGGAUCCUCGGCCGCACGAUCGAACACCUCCGCCAUCAGCGCCUUCACAACUGGCUCCCGCAAUGACACCACAACAACAAAUCGGGGUAGAACACGGGUCAGAGUCCUCAUCAGGGAAGAGAAGACGAACAAGGCCAACACCAUUGGAAUUAGAGAAGCAUCGCGCAACCAGCGAAAUGGAAUCCCCCCUCGCAUAUGGGUCUGGCGACCCGAAUCGCAGCCAGGCAUACUCAACAUACACGCCCAUCUCUGCGCCCUUGCCAACUUCAUCAGAAUCCAGGGACAGAGAUGUGCGCAUGGAAGGGGUCGAAGAGACUCAACCACGAACUACGACACCUCACUCGUUUAAAGACACGGUCGGCAUAUGAAAGCGUUUCUUUCGUCCAAAAGCAACAUACGGCGGUAAUCCUGUUUUGAAAGCGUUCCGUCAACGACUUUACUUACGCACUCACGA
Messenger RNA from Alternaria rosae, 1328 nucleotides. RefSeq lists its product as uncharacterized. Lineage: Eukaryota; Fungi; Ascomycota; Dothideomycetes; Pleosporales; Pleosporaceae. The record is from RefSeq and is a predicted model, not a curated record. Bases 304 to 1242 code for a protein of 312 amino acids. The transcript has 3 exons.